AUGGGCUCUACAGACAAGUCCCAGGACGAGAUAACCAUCCUGGUAACGGGUUUCGGUCCGUUCAAGGACCAGUACCCUCGAAAUCCAAGCUGGGACAUCGCCUCCUCGCUACCCGAAUACCUUCCUCCCCUCAAUGCCAAAUCCUCGACCGCCGUUCGAGGCGCGUCUCUGCCCCUGCCACCGGUCCGAAUCGUGGUCCAUCCCGAGCCAGUGCGAGUCACGUACUCGGCCGUCCGGCAUCUAAUACCGAACUUGUGGCAACCUCACUUUGAAGGCGUGCACAAGAUCGACUACGUCCUACACAUCGGUAUGGCAUCCACCAAGAAGCAGUAUGUGCUGGAAAGGCUCGGCCACAGGGACGACUACAAACUGCUGGAUCUGGAUGAAAAGCUGCCCAACCAGAAUCCUUCCUCUGACGACUACCCCUGGCACGGGAUACCUGCUCAGUUGACGACAGACCUUGACGUGGCAGACAUCAAGAGGAGAUGGGAAUCGUACCUCCCGACCAACCUCACUCUCAAGUCCUCAGACGAUGCCGGCCAUUUUCUCUGUGACUACAUUUACUUCAACAGUCUUGCCACUUGCCACCGGGCCGAGGAGCGGAAAAGAGUCUUGUUCAUGCAUGUCCCGGCCGUGAGACCAGAGCCCGCAGAUCUGUACAACGAGUCUAUCGACUUGGGCCGGGAGAUUGCCAUACAGCUCUUGCGAUCGAUGGUUGAGAGCGAGCUCAGUGCUUCGGGGGCAGGCGCGGAGGUUGAGCUAUGA
Molecule: messenger RNA, 765 nt
Organism: Diaporthe amygdali
Lineage: Eukaryota; Fungi; Ascomycota; Sordariomycetes; Diaporthales; Diaporthaceae
Product: pyroglutamyl peptidase type
Exons: 3
Coding region: 1-765 (254 amino acids)
Biological process (GO): proteolysis
Source: RefSeq, a predicted model, not a curated record